This is a messenger RNA of Patiria miniata (bat star), 2183 nucleotides long. RefSeq names its product probable flavin-containing monoamine oxidase A. Lineage: Eukaryota; Metazoa; Echinodermata; Asteroidea; Valvatida; Asterinidae. Gene Ontology annotation, molecular function: oxidoreductase activity. The record is from RefSeq and is a predicted model, not a curated record.
CACAUCGUUGAGGGCGCUCUUGAAUCAAAACAGUGCAGAAGUUUCACGGAUAAAGAUCUGCAACUAAAGGUUUUGGCCCGAUUCAUGAGAAGACAUCAUGGCGGCUAGCUCUGACUCAACAUCACCACCGGACUGGGAUGUGAUCAUUGUAGGGGCCGGCAUUGCCGGGCUAACCGCUGCCUACCGACUGCAGAAACAGAAGCCGGGAAUAAAGGUGCUGGUUUUAGAGGCAAAAGACCGUGUUGGGGGUCGGACAUACACAACUGAGCUCGAGGGUGCUCAUGGGAAGGAUAUCUGGGACUUGGGAGGCCAGUGGGUCGGAAGCUCCCAGUAUCACAUCAUAUGGCUGCUGAACGAGUUGGGCCUGGAGAAGUACCCACAAUACACCACGGGCAAGAAGAUGAUGUUGCUAGGCAACAAGGGCAUCCGGACCUACGAGGCCAGCAUCCCGUCCAUGUCGUACCUGUCGUUGAUUGAUCUGCAGCGCUUCAUGACAGCCACGGACAAAACAGCGGCAAGUCUUCCUGUACACAACCCGAUGGAUGCGCCUGACGCUGAUAUCUUGGACAGCAUGACGCUGGAAACACUCGUACGGCAAACAACGUAUACACUGGAGGCUCGCGAUGCCAUUGAUAUUGCCAUCAACCAGAUCUUUGGUGCUCAGCCCCGCAUGUUGUCCGCCUUGUUCUACUAUUAUUACGUCAGCUCCGCUCGUGAUAUGAGAACGCUGAAUGAGACCACGGACGGAGCCAACCAGGAGUUCAGAAUAAAGGGCGGUGCCCAGCAAAUAUCAACCAUCUUAACAGACAGGAUAGGCCAGGAGCGGGUGUUACUAGACCAUCCUGUAGAACACAUAGACCAGCGGGAUGCCCACAAGGUCACCGUGGUGACGGAAGCGGGUCAACAGUUCACCGGUCGCUAUGUGAUUGUCGCAACUCCUCUCCAUUGCUCCACCAACAUUGAAUACGUCCCUACGCUGCCCCUUGAGAGGAUCAGUCUGGCCCGCCACUCACCCAUGGCUCAUCUCUUCAAGUUCAUUGUCACCUACCAAACAGCUUUUUGGAGAGAGGAUGGUUUUUCCGGCGAGAUUUUCAGCAACGGGGUAAGCCGACCAUCGAAGGCCAGCACAGGCCCACUGCAGUUGACGUUUGACUGUACAACUCCCAACGGCAGCCCAGCUCUUGUGGGAUUCUACUGCAAUGGUAGAGAGUGGAGCCAGAUUGAACCCGCGGUGCGGCAGGCUGCCAUACUGGAUGCCCUGGCUGAGUUCUUUGGGCCCAAGGCCAAGGAGCCACUGGACUAUAGGGAGAAGGACUGGGCAUUAGAGCCUUAUAACGGUGGCUGUCCUGUCAACGUCAUGACCCCAGGAGCAAUGACCUACUUCCAUGGAGGCCUCCGAACGCCAUUUGACAGAGUGCACUGGGCCGGCACCGAGUCGGCCACUCACCACUGCGGCUACCUGAGCGGGGCGGUGCAGUCGGGGAUGCGCGCCGCCAGCGAGGUACUGGGCCGACUGGAACCCGCCCACAUCAGGGAUGAGAUCAUGACCGCGCUGGACGGCCGGCGCGAUUACAAAGACGAUGAGGAGAAGGAGACGUGGGGUUGGGCCCUCGGCGGCCUGAUCGGCGUAGCUGCCGUGGCAGCGCUGGUGGUCCGGAAACUCUGGUAUUACUGAUGACGUUGGACUAAAAUAUGGGCGGAGCUUCAGGUGUCAAGGGAAGGGGGGAGUGGUGUCAGAGAAUUUUUGAGGGGAUAUUUUAUGGACAGUAGGGAUUUUGAAAAUUAGUGUUGAUAAAUUGACCCUCGUCUUUUGAGGAUCAACCUUCCAAUUCACUAAUCUUGAGAGGCUGUGCACCAGAAUCGUAUACAGGAAUCUAGUAUUGGUACUAAAACACAUGAGGUCACCAGACUAUUUUCGGGGACUGUUGUGUACCCAGUCGAUAUUGUGUAUCUGUAUCACACACAAUGCGGGAUGUUCACCAAAAUUUCUAUAGUUAUUUUGGUAUAUAUUACACAACCGAUACUGACAGCAAGGAAAAAGGGACACUUUUCCUGAUCUUCAAGUUUUUAACAUUUUAAAGGAAUGUCAACAUUUGCGAUGUGAUCAGGCUAUUAAAUGAGUCGUUUGUCGGGAAUUUUCAUUUGGAGAGUCGGGCCAAAACAGGACCACUUCAUCACAUUUC